AUGCUCACGUACCAGACCUACGUGCGCGCCCUGUACGCGCGCCUGCGCUCCCCGCAGCAGUUCGUCCUCCUGCAGGUCCUCUCGAGCGGCUUCCUCAUCCUCCUGACGCCGCUCACCAUGUCGCCGCUCUGGCACCGCGUCUCGCGCGCCCUCAACUUCACCGACCAGUCCUACGCCUCGUACCAAAAGAUCUGCACCCGCAACGUCUUCAUCCGCUCCCUCGCCGAGAACGUCUCCAUGGCCGCCUUCCUCGGCAGCGUCCUCGUCCUCCACUUUGGCGCCAACAAGGACGUCUACCCCUACUUUGCCUUUGACUUUGACGACGACGACUCGGAGCGCUACGACUUCCGGCUCACCUUCUGGGCCUCGUCCGUCACCUGGGCCUGCGAGCUCGCCGCCUCGCUGUGCCUGCGCCUGCUCAUCCGCUGGUGCUACGGCGUCGACGUCGGCAGGGAGGGCCGGCUCGACCUCGCCGUCUGGCCCGAGCUGCUCCCCACGAGCGUCGCCGUCAUGCUGCACGUCCUGCAGAACAUGCUCUUCUCCAUCAUCCGGUUGCAGUUUCAGCUGCAGUGA
This is a messenger RNA of Verticillium nonalfalfae, 573 nucleotides long. RefSeq lists its product as uncharacterized. Bases 1 to 573 code for a protein of 190 amino acids. The record is from RefSeq and is a predicted model, not a curated record. The transcript has a single exon. NCBI's taxonomy places the organism in Eukaryota, Fungi, Ascomycota, Sordariomycetes, Glomerellales, Plectosphaerellaceae.